Molecule: messenger RNA, 2230 nt
Organism: Truncatella angustata
Lineage: Eukaryota; Fungi; Ascomycota; Sordariomycetes; Amphisphaeriales; Sporocadaceae
Product: WD domain-containing protein
Exons: 4
Coding region: 313-2073 (586 amino acids)
Biological process (GO): proteasome-mediated ubiquitin-dependent protein catabolic process
Cellular component (GO): GID complex
Molecular function (GO): protein binding
Source: RefSeq, a predicted model, not a curated record
AUUCCUCCAGCACCCCAAGUUUCCUCCAGCACAGUCCUCUCUUCCCCCGCCCCAGCCCCAGUCCCAGUCCCAGUCCCGGCCGAUACCGAAGCCAGCUACUCCCUCGACCCGUCAUUGUCAGCUCGCCAUCAACUCGAACCGUCCCCAUCUCUCGCCGAAUAUAAUCUCGGACAAAUACUGGGCAGGAGAAGGCGAGCGUCUGAAGACGACUACGAUUCGCCAGAGCCCACCUCUGGGUUCAUAGAAGCCUCGGCUUCUCGAGACAUCUCUCGUACCAAACCUACGGCCAAACGUCGGCGUCCUGACGACACAAUGUUGGCCGACACAGACACAGACGGCCCAUCACACGGCAUGGCGAAAGCCCAUGCAAACGGAAAGUCGCGGACAUCGCCAUCAACAAGCACUAAUGGCAAUCACAAACCAGUCGUUUCGACAAAUGGUUCUUCCAAAUCUCGAUCGCCAGAGACUUAUUUCGGCCACGAUCGUGAAGAGGUGACCCGGCUACUCAUCCAAACUCUGUCAGAUAUGGGCUAUCAGUCCGCCGCCGAAAGCGUCAGCAAGGACAGUGGAUUUGAGCUGGAGAAUCCAGCAGUGACGGCAUUCCGUAACGCUAUACUUGGUGGGGACUGGGCUCAUGCUGAACGAUUGCUGGAUGGUGCAACUUCCGCCGACGGCAGGUUGAACCGAAGCGGUAACGGGCUAGUGUUGGCACACGAUGCAGACAGGAAUCUCAUGAGGUUCUGGAUACGGCAACAGAAGUACCUCGAGUUUUUGGAGGAAAGAGACACCCGCCAAGCUCUGUUGGUCCUCCGCAAUGAGUUGACACCUCUAUAUCACGACCCUCAGAAGUUGCAGUUCCUGUCUACCCUGCUCAUGUGCCCUCCAGAUGAUCUUGAAUCGAGCGCGCAAUGGGAUGGCGCUCUUGGCCAGUCUCGGAAAAUUCUGCUUUCCGAGCUUUCUAAAUGUAUUUCUCCGUCGGUCAUGCUGCCGGAACACCGCCUGGCUGUAUUACUUCACCAAGUCAAGCAAAAUCAAAUCAAUAUGUGCCUGUUUCAUUCUAGCGCCGAGUCGCCCUCGCUCUACGCGGACCACAUUUGCGAUCGGGAGCGAUUUCCAUCUCAACCGAUCAUCGAACUCGACGAUCAUUCAGGAGAAGUUUGGCAGGUCGCCUUCUCCCACGACGGAACCAAGCUGGCGAGCUGUGGAGGUGAUAAGCAAGUUAUCAUCUAUGAAGUACCGUCCUUCAAGGUUCUUCACACCCUCAGAGACCACAGUCAUGGAGUAGGCAAUGUCGCCUGGAGUUGGGACGAUUCUAUGCUCGUUACUUGCUGCCAAGACCAUUACGCGCGGUUGUGGGAUGCGCAUACGGGAGAUCUUCGAAGAAAAAUUGAGCGGUUUUCGGAACCAGUCAGCAGUUGCGUUUGGGCUCCAGACAACCAGUCAUUCAUCAUUGGUUGCUUGGACAAGUCGCACUCGCUCACCCAAUGGGAUACACGAGGCAACAAGAUCGUGGAUUGGGAAACAAGCACUCGGGUGGAGGAUUUGACAGCAUCGGCAGAUGGCCGAUGGCUCGUUGCCAUGGAUGAUAAAAACCAUAUUCACAUCUACAACCUCGCGAGUCGAGAUUUGGAAUACUCGAUUGAUCUACGGACGCGCUUGACAUCCGUCACAAUUAGCGCAGAUUCGCGCUAUCUGCUUAUUAACCACCAGAGUGGCCUUGCAGAACUUUUUGAUCUGGCACUCAAAGAGCACGUAACAAGCUAUACUGGACAUACCGGAGGCGACUUUGUGAUACGCAGCGCAUUCGGAGGGGCCAACGAGAGUUUCGUCAUAAGUGGAAGUGAAGAUGGCGCCAUCAACAUCUGGCACAAGGCCACUGCCACACCUGUAGAAAGAUUGGUCGGCCACCAGCCAAGGACCAACUCGGUUUCCUGGAGUCCCACGGAUCCGUGCCUCUUCGCUUCCUGCGGCGAUGACGGCAAAAUCAAGAUGUACGGCACCAUAUUCCAUGAAGCAAUACCUUUGAGCUUGCCGCUGACAAGGAGAACAGAUGGUCCAACGAUGAAUGGGUGAGAAAGCAUAGACAAGAAAGCGGCCACAGUUCAAAUGGUUGGCAUGGAGAGCGGUACAGCGAUGACUAGAAGCCGCUCAAGCUCGUGCUGUGUGAUAUUCUUUUUUUCCCCUUCUCCCCAGCAUGGUUUUAUCGAGUGCAUAGGUACGGCGUCGGCUU